GAUUGGCUAUAAACGCUUCAUUACAGUUGCAUUAGCGAUCCUGGUGUGGCUGUAGACCGCGACUGAAACUGAAGAGCUAGCGGUUCAUGAGCAAUGGCCAGACUGCCUUUACAUACAGCUGGGUGACUCCCCGCGGUGUCCCGGAGUUGCUAUGAAGGCGGGGGCCUCGUCCAUGUGGGCAUCAUGCUGUGGUCUGCUGAAUGAGGUGAUGGGUACCGGAGCCGUGAGAGGGCAGCAGCCAGGUUUUGGGGCAGGUGCGGGCCCGUUUCGUUUCGCUCCCACUGCAGGAUACUCCACAUACACGCCCACCAACUCCACCAGCACCAGUCUGGUGUGUCAGGCCUGUGGACAAGCCUUCUCUGUCUUUAGGAGGAGGCACAUCUGUUGUGACUGUAAGAAGAGUUUUUGUUUGCUGUGCUCGGUACUUCAGGAAAACCUGCGCAGAUGCACGACUUGUCAGCUGCUGAAGGGCACUGCAUUCCAGCGUCCACAGCUCAUGCGUCUGCGUGUUAAAGACUUGCGGCAGUACCUCACGCUACGCAACAUUAACACUGAUACCUGCAGAGAGAAGGAGGACCUUGUGGACUUGGUGCUUUGCCAUCAAGGGACAGAAAGUGAGGAUGAUCCAGACACACCCUCUCUGCACUCACGCCCUCUGUAUAGCCCACCACCUUCAAUUGAAGAGCCCGCUUCCCCUCUCUCAGCACUCUCUCCAACUCAAGGAGAACCAAUCAGUAGGAGCAACAGCUCGGAGUCCACCAAUCAGGAUAUUGAGGAUUCCACUUCAGUCUCACUCCUUAACCUUGACCAGACAGAACACACGCCUGAGGUUAGUCCUCAGACGCGGCGGCGAGCUAGAGCUUCUCUGUCAGACCUGUCGUCUCCUGAUGACGUGGAGCAGCUGAGCGUACGGCAGCUAAAGGAGAUCCUGGCGAGGAACUUUGUGAGCUUCUCCGGCUGCUGUGAGAAGUGGGAGCUGGUGGAGCGCGUCAGGAGGCUUUACCGAGAGAACGAGGACAAUCGCAAAUCUAUGGAAAAUGUAAGCAACCCCAUCACUGCAGUGGUAGCUUAUCCCCCUCCAAUCUGCAAUGGCGGAAUCGGAGAUGGUUGCAAAACCCAGUUAUCAAAUGACGACAACCUGUGUCGCAUCUGUAUGGACGCGAUAAUAGACUGCGUGCUGCUGGAGUGCGGUCACAUGGUCACCUGCACUAAAUGCGGGAAGCGCAUGAGCGAAUGCCCUAUCUGCAGACAAUACGUUAUCAGGGCUGUGCAUGUUUUCAAGUCUUAAUACUGCUGGGAGAACAUCCCGCUCCACCUGUGGACCAUUUUGCAUUAGAGACUCAGUGAGGAUGUGCACAGCAAGUGCCUCGUCUUUACAUUGGAUCAGUGCGGAAGAUAAAAUUCUCUGCUUAAUCUUUCAUGAAGUUUAAGGAAGCCUUCAGACAGUGGUCCGCAAUGGCUUUGUCAAUAAACACUUCAAUAAAAACAUUCCGCAAGCUCUUCAAAGAGGCUCUGUAAUAAUAUGCAAUUGUUCAGCAGCAACACCUCACAGCCUUGACUUGAUGUCCUACAGCUUUGAACACAUUCUGCUCACCUGUCGCAUGCGAGCACAGUGAGAAACUCAAAAGAAUGAGAAUUACUUGUGUGUUCUUCAACUCAGGAUGGAAGGAUCUGAAUGUUCCUGUUGUUCUUUUAUGUCCAUUUUUAUUGCAACAUCUGUGAAUGGGCUUUUGUUUCCCAUUUGGAUUGUGUAUCCUCUUAAGAUUUUUGAACAAAGUUUCUACAGGUUACAUUGUACCUCCUUAUAACCUGACACUGGAACCAUUUUUUUUUUUUAAUCAUAUGACUUCCUUUCUUUGUCAAAUGUCUUGAUAACAUUUGCUAGUUUCUCAGUCACCACUGUUCUUUUGAGUCAUGCGACUUUUGGGUAUGUGACUGGAAAACCAGCCUAGAAACCUGUUGUUAAAUCAGUGUAAGUGGUGAUAAAUGAGAAGGGAUAGAACUGUUUUGUAUGCAAAGCAGGACCAUAAAUGGGCACAGUGUAACUGUGAGUCAAUAUAAUUCAAAAAUGUGCAUUUUAUGUAUGUGCAAAGUAACAAUAACUUAAUCAAAAUGUACAGUGUAAAACCAGAGGGAUGAUUUAGGUGCCAAAAGAUGCAUUUCUCUGUCCUUAGUGCACUACUACAAUUGCUUUUCUGUUAUUGUUAGUACUUGAAUUGAUGUGUUAAGUCAGAAAACCUUAAAAAAAAAAUUAAAUGAAAAUAAGGAUUACACUUGAGAGAAAGAUGCCCAUACAAAUGAUCUACCCAUAUUUUGUAGCCAUUACCCACUUGUGUGAUAAACCUUAUUAAACAUUGCAUCAUGGCACAUUGCAUAGCGCUGACAAGCAUCAGCUGCACAAAUGAAUGCUUCAGACACCACAGCAACACCAGCCUCUCUUUUUGUGUGGCAUUUUAGAUUAUAAGGGAUUCAUGUAAUGUUAUGCUAUAUAUUCAGAUUCAUUAUAUCCUUGUUUAACCUGACAUAUCUUAUUCCUACGUAUAUGCCUAUUCAGAUAUGUUUAUUUUUCUUAACAAAAAAUAACUUGAUAUUUGCUUUGUUUGGUCAGUUGCUCUGUUACUUUAAUAUAGAAUUAACAAACAAGACAAAGCAGAAUGUAUGUUCUUAGUUACCCUUGUGAUACUUAAAAGUGCUAAGAAAGAUUUGUA
Molecule: messenger RNA, 2708 nt
Organism: Cyprinus carpio (common carp)
Lineage: Eukaryota; Metazoa; Chordata; Actinopteri; Cypriniformes; Cyprinidae
Product: E3 ubiquitin-protein ligase RNF34-like
Biological process (GO): negative regulation of extrinsic apoptotic signaling pathway via death domain receptors; proteasome-mediated ubiquitin-dependent protein catabolic process; protein K48-linked ubiquitination
Cellular component (GO): cytoplasm; plasma membrane
Molecular function (GO): ubiquitin protein ligase activity
Source: RefSeq, a predicted model, not a curated record